AUACAGACAGGCCUGCGGUAAACACCUCUGGGGAACCCGUGGCAUCUGGGAGCCCAGGAUGAGGCUGUUCCCAUGGCUGGUUUUCCUGGCCCACUGGGGAGUCACCACGGCUGAAACAGGGAAGUUCUGGCACAUCUCUGACUUACACCUCGACCCCAACUACACAGUGACCAAAGAUCCGCUCCAGGUGUGCCCAUCAGCCGGCUCCCAGCCCGUGCCCAGUGCGGGGCCCUGGGGUGAUUAUCUCUGUGACUCUCCCUGGACCCUCAUCAACUCCUCCAUCUAUGCCAUGAAGGAGAUUGAGCCGAAGCCAGACUUCAUUCUCUGGACAGGGGAUGACACACCUCAUGUGCCCAACGAGAGCCUGGGAGAGGAGGCGGUGCUGAGGAUUGUGCAGCUCCUGACCACCCUCAUCAGGGAGGUGUUUCCGGACACUAAAGUCUAUGCUGCUUUGGGAAACCACGACUUUCACCCUAAAAACCAGUUCCCAGCAGGGAGCAACAAUAUCUACAAUCAAGUAGCAGAACUAUGGCGACCGUGGCUUAGUAAUGAAUCCAUUGCUCUCUUCAAAAAAGGUGCCUUCUAUUCUGAGAAGCUGCCGGGUCUCAGCAGGGCAGGGAGAGUUGUGGUUCUCAAUACCAAUCUAUACUACAGCAACAACCAACAGACAGCCGGCAUGGCUGACCCGGCCCGGCAGUUCCAGUGGCUGGAAGAGGUGUUGAGCAAUGCAUCCCAAGCUGGGGAGAUGGUGUACAUUAUUGGCCACGUGCCUCCAGGCUUCUUUGAGAAGACACGGAACAAGGCCUGGUUCCGGGAGGACUUCAAUGUGGCCUACCUGCAGCUGGUCCGCAGGUUCCACCGCGUCAUAGCUGCACAGUUCUUUGGGCACCACCACACCGACAGCUUUCGGAUGUUCUAUGAUGAUGCAGGUGCUCCCGUGAGCGUCAUGUUCCUCACACCCGGGGUCACUCCGUGGAAAACCACGUUACCUGGAGUUGUCAAUGGGGCCAACAAUCCAGGCAUCCGGGUGAUCGAGUACGACCGAGACACACUAAAUGUGCAGGUCAGGAGCCUGGGUCCCCUGGGGCCAGAGAAGAAGGGAAGGAGCUAA
Messenger RNA from Dipodomys ordii (Ord's kangaroo rat), 1111 nucleotides. It is a transcript of the gene Smpdl3b, whose product is annotated as sphingomyelin phosphodiesterase, acid-like 3B. Gene Ontology annotation, molecular function: hydrolase activity. The record is from RefSeq and is a predicted model, not a curated record. The transcript has 7 exons. NCBI's taxonomy places the organism in Eukaryota, Metazoa, Chordata, Mammalia, Rodentia, Heteromyidae. Bases 59 to 1111 code for a protein of 350 amino acids.